Fonsecaea monophora is the source of this 384-nucleotide messenger RNA. RefSeq names its product histone H3. Gene Ontology annotation, cellular component: nucleosome. Gene Ontology annotation, molecular function: structural constituent of chromatin; protein heterodimerization activity; DNA binding. Bases 1 to 384 code for a protein of 127 amino acids. The record is from RefSeq and is a predicted model, not a curated record. NCBI's taxonomy places the organism in Eukaryota, Fungi, Ascomycota, Eurotiomycetes, Chaetothyriales, Herpotrichiellaceae. The transcript is spliced from 3 exons.
AUGCAUCGAGCGAAGACAGCGCGAAAGACGCCAGUUAAGCGGAAGAAGAGGCCCUAUCGUUUCAAGGCAGGAACCCGGGCCCUUCGAGAAAUCAGGACAUAUCAACGAGAGUCGUUCUUGCUCAUUCCAAGGCUUCCUUUUCAACGCCUAGUCAGGAAGAUAUGCGAGGUAUCGGGGCGGUAUAUGCGAUUCCAGGCCUCGGCGCUUGAGGCGUUGCAAGAAGCCUCCGAGGCAUUCCUCUGCGGGCUCUUCGAAGAUACAAAUCUCUGCGCCAUCCACGCUAAACGUGUCACUAUCCAGUCCAAGGACAUGCAGCUGGCUCUUCGAAUUCGAUAUGGCCAGGCUGACAAGGAGUUCUUGUCCUCCAGAUUUUUCAUCAAAUGA